This is a messenger RNA of Heterocephalus glaber (naked mole-rat), 3960 nucleotides long. NCBI's taxonomy places the organism in Eukaryota, Metazoa, Chordata, Mammalia, Rodentia, Bathyergidae. The record is from RefSeq and is a predicted model, not a curated record.
AUGGGGUUCCGAACGCAGCGGGCCGCGGCCGCAGGGCGCGCACCUGCCCCGCCUCCGCCAGGCGGGCCUCGGGGCCUGCAGCGGACCGGGGGCGGGGCUCCGAGGCCUGAGAGCGGCGACCGACUUCUCAGCACUCGCCUGUCCGAUCCCGCCAGCCUCCUGAUGCUGCUCAAGGACAAUGACCGGCCUGAGCCCGUGCCCAGUGGGGUGCGCGAGCUCGCGCUCUUCCUGACCCCCGACCCCGGGGCAGAGGCAAGGGAGGUGGAGGCAGCCAUCAAGGGGAUGCUCCUCCUGCUAGAAGAGUUUUGCAGCCUGACGGACAUGAUCAGGAGCGACACUUCACAGAUCUUAGAGGAGAGCAUCCCACUCCUUAAGGCCCAAGGGACAGAAGUGCGGGGCAUCUAUGGCAAAGUGGACCGGCUUGGGGCCUUCAUCAAGAUGGUCGGGUGCCACGCUGCCUUCCUGGAAGCCCACGUGCCGCAGGCCAAGCGGGACUGUGGGGCCUUCCCUCAGGCCCUGUGCAGGUGGCUGGGCUCCCAGGUGCUGUCCUCCUGCAGGAAUAAACCAGCAGCAGCAGCAGUAGCUUUCGAGCUGCCCACACUGUACCGGACCGAGGACCAUUUUCCCGAAGACACUCAAGAGUCUCAGUGUCACAACCCUUAACUGCAUCAGCCUCUGUGAGCUUUGUCAUGCUCCUAUUGGGAUGUUGGGACUGAAACUGUGUACACAGAGUCACUUCCCCUUUGUCAGUGAUUUGCUUUUGCAUUUCCUCCCCAUGGAGUCCUGAGCAGCCAUAGGGACCCUCAUGUAGCUGUGGUUGGAGGUCUGAGGGCACAGCAUCUCCUGGUGGCAUCUGGCCCAUCAGCCUGCUGUUCUAAGGGCUGAGGCUCUGGGGCUGCUGGGCUGGCAGUGAGGGAUCCCUUCUCAAUGCACACACAUGCAUGCACACACCCCCACACGCAGCUAAACUAGAGGAUUAGAAUUUCAAGGAAGGCUAAACUAAUGAAUCUGUCAAGAUAAAGGUAGAAAGGGGCCGGGGAUGUAGCUCAGUGGUGCCGUGCCUUCCUCACAAGUGCAAGGUCCUGAGUUCCAUCCCCAGUACUGAAAAAAAAAAAAAAGGUAGAAAAACAACGAGUAAGUUGGGUCAUGCCAAUUUUGGGAACAUUUUUGGAAUUAAAAGAUGCAGAUGGGGCCGAAGAAGUAGCUCAGUGGAAAAGUAUUUGAUCAGCAUGUAGGAGAUGCUGGAUUCAAUCCCCAGUGUUGCAACAAAACAAAAAAGCAAUAAAGGUACUACUUAAGAGGCUAAAGCAGGAGAAUGCCAAGAUUCCAAGUUUGAGGCCAGCCUCGGCAACUUAGUGUACAUUUAACUCCUUAAUCCAUUUAGAAUUCUGAAUCUGUGGACUCAAGAUUUAAAAACACAGCUGGGAUGUAGCUUAGUGUGAAAGCUGUGGGUUCAAUCUCUAGUACUACGAAAGGGGCACCUCACUCAGUUUUCACAAACAGAACACAUCUGUGUAACCCAGCCACAUUAUCAGCACCCAGGAGUCUCUCUGGAGUCCCCUUCCUGCCCAUACCCACCUGAACCCAAACAGCCGACAGGAGAGGCUGGCUUUGCGGUCCUCAAACCCCGGGUGGAGGGUGCGGGAGUGUGCGCGAGGUGCGGCUCCCUUUGUGCCCGGCUUCGUGGGCUGGAUGUACCUGCGGGCCGUGUCCCUGUUGCUGUGUAGUUGCCGGUUGUUAAUUCUCACAGUGGUAUUGUAUUGAUUGGGCCCGCCUUUAAUGAGGAAGCCUCCCCACUCAUCAUGCUCUGUCUGCUCACAGGGAGCAUAGAUUGAGUGGAAAGUUAAUUUUUACACAAGCAGUCAAGGACACCAGUUUUCAGAAGGCCCCAUAUCUGUGAUUACAGGAGACUCGAGGCUUCUUGCCCCUUCCAGGGCCUGAACCAAGGACCAAGGAGAGGUGGAGGGUGAUGUCAUGUGCUUAAGCCGCAGCAGUGAAAGUGUCCUACAGCAGAGACCUGCAGGGCUGUGGCUCUGUAGCCUGCUCCGGUGGCAGCUUCAUCUCCUGGAUAGCUCAGCUCUGUGACCUGACUUUGCUGCUUAGCCUCUCUGAGCCCAGCCUCUUCUUUUGUAGGAUCCGAGUGAUGGGCUGUUGUGACAUGAGACGAGCUGUGUGCAUGCUUGGCCCAAAGUCUAUCCAGAGACACUUGGUAAUGGGCGUCUGGGUUGUGGUCGCUGGGCUUGCUAGGGAAGGGGACUGUGUGCUGUUUCUCAGUUGACCUCCUGUGCUUUCAGGCAGGUGCCUGACUCGAUACUGUCAAGUGAGUGGCGUCCCUAACCACCUGCUUUGGCAGCCACCCACCCUGGGGCAAUGGUGACUGCAGCCCAGGAGCGGGUGGCUUUCUUUUGUGGCUGUUUCCACAAGAGCAAAGCUCUGGGCUCAGCCACCUUCACCACUAUCCCGGGAUGUGGACUUCAUGUCCAUUAAAGCCAGAAAUUUCAGGACAGCAGCCCAGUGGACAGUAUCUGGUCGGCAGAAAUGUGAGGUUUGCCCUGAACAGUUUUAAAAUGUUUUUACACAUGGAUGAAUCUCUAACUGUUUGGAACAGAUAAAGCAGUGAUGACGAACCUUUUAGAGACUGGUGCCCCAACUGCAACCCAAAACCCACUUAAUUAUUGCAAAAUGCCAACACUGCAAUUAAACCUGAGUACUGAGGUUUUCAGUUUAGAAAAAACAACUCAUACAUUAACAUCUUUUGUCUUAAAAGAAAAACAACAAUGAUAGAGCUUUCAAUGAUACUAACAGCUUUUUAUUGAAAAGUAGAAGUUUGCAUUUGGCGUGCUUUAUGCACAACUAAUGUGAUCUUUGCUGUUGUAUGCGUGCUGAUAAUUUGUCAGACCUUGGCUCACACUUCAUUAGAUUGAGAGCAACAAAUGCAGCACUCAGGUCAUCUGUCAGUCUGUUUCUUGUAUCAGAUUUGAUAUCAUUCAAAGCUGAAAACAGCUGCUCACAAGCAUAAGAUGAGGCAAGCAAAGUAAGAAAAGCAAUCCCAAGUGCUUUCAUUGACCUAAAAUUAUUCGGCAGAGAAUUCCACUCUUUAAGAACUUCAUUUUCAGAACUGCCCACUGUAAUGGCCUUUGCACUCCCGUCACACUUGGUCUUCUCUAUCUUAAGUGUUGCAUGCAGGUCACAGAAUUUAUUUUUCCAGCUAGAGCUUUCUUGAAAUUCCAGUAGCUCCAUUUCCAGAGCUCCAAAAUCUAACCAGUGUAAGCAGGCAAGAUCAAGUUCUUCAAAUUUGGCUUUAUCUGGAGAAGAAAACACAGGGUUGUCUCCAUCUUAUGGAACUGCAAAAAUCUGUUACUAACAUUCUCCUUUGCAGCUGCUACAAUGCUAGGAAAUUCCUUGUAGAUUUCUUUGUAGCUUGUAGGAUUGUCACCAAAUGUUGUAGAAUUUUCUAAAUGCAUUUUUAGGUUUGGAAAAUAUUUCAGCUGCCCACUUUCAAGGUCUCUUUCAAAAACCUGCAGUUUUCUCUCAAAUGUUUUGAUAUCACAAAACAUCCUUUCUGCUGUUUUCUCUACACCUAGUUUUUUGUUCAGUACACUGAAGUGUAGGGUAAAAUCUGUAAAAAACAUGAGGUUGUUAAGGCAGGCCAUGUCAGUGAGCUGUGGCCAUUCCUGCCCUUUUUCAUUUACAAACAGCCUAAUUUCAUCCAAGCAGGCUACAAACCUCUCCAGGAGUCAUCCUCUGCUCAGCCAUCGGACAUUAUUGUACAUAAGUAAAGCAUUAUACUGUGCCUGAACUGAACUGAACAAGAAGUGCUUGAAACUGUCGAAAAUUAUAGAGCGUAAGCCAUGAUGCAAUUCACCAUUUUUGUGACAUCUUUGAGGCUAUCAUGUAAUUUUUUGCUGCUUUGCCUGGUACAAAUUGCUUCUUGAUGUAUAAUACAAUGAAACUGAAUGA